AUGACUUUCCCUGAUCUGAUCAAUGCCAGCUUGAAUGGGAACCGGACGGGACAGGGCAGCGCUAACCGGUCCUGGAGGGAGUGGGGGCUGCCGGGGGAGGACGCGGAGACCAAUGGCACCUCCCUGCCUUUGGCCCUGGAUCUCCAGGCGGUGGGCGUGGGGGUCUUCCUGGCCCUCUUCAUCCUUUCGGCCAUCGUGGGCAACAUCCUGGUCAUCCUCUCGGUGGCCUGCAACCGGCACCUGCAGACGGUCACCAACUACUUCAUCGUCAACCUGGCCAUCGCGGACCUGCUGCUCAGUACCACCGUGCUGCCCUUCUCGGCCACCCUGGAGGUGCUGGGCUCGUGGGCUUUCGGGCGCAUCUUCUGCGACAUCUGGGCGGCGGUGGAUGUCCUGUGCUGCUCCGCCUCCAUUAUGAGCCUGUGCAUCAUCUCGGUGGACAGGUACAUCGGGGUCAAGUACUCCCUCAAGUACCCCACCAUCAUGACCGAGAAGAAGGCGGUGGUCAUCCUCGGGGUGGUCUGGCUCUCCUCCAUGGUCAUCUCCAUCGGGCCCCUGCUGGGAUGGAAGGAGCCGCCUCCCCCGGACGAGAGCAUCUGCAGCAUCACCGAGGAGCCGGGCUAUGCCCUCUUCUCCUCCCUCUUCUCCUUCUACCUGCCCCUCAUGGUCAUCCUGGUGAUGUACUUCAGGAUCUACGUGGUGGCCCGGCGGACCACCAAGAGCCUGGAGGCGGGGGUCAAGAAGGAGAGGGGCAAGUCCAUGGAAGUGGUGUUGCGGAUCCACUGUCGCAGCGUGGUGGAGGACUCGCUCUCCAGCGCCCGGAGCAAAGGGCACAACUUCAGGAGCUCGCUUUCCGUGCGCCUCCUGAAGUUCUCCCGGGAGAAGAAAGCGGCCAAGACCCUGGCCAUCGUCGUGGGGGUUUUCAUUCUCUGCUGGUUCCCUUUCUUUUUCGUCCUGCCUUUCGGUUCCUUCUUUCCUUCCCUGAAGCCCUCCGACAUGGUCUUCAAGAUCAUCUUCUGGCUGGGGUACUUCAACAGCUGCGUGAACCCCAUCAUCUACCCCUGCUCCAGCAAAGAGUUCAAGAGAGCUUUCAUCAGGCUGCUCAAAUGUCAGUGCCGCCGGCGCCGCCGGCCCAUCUGGAGGGUGUACGACAACCACUGGCGCGCCGCCUCCAUGAGCAGCUCGGGGCGGGAUUCCGACAUGGACAUGGGGCCCAGAAUCGCCACCCUGAACAGCUCUUUCAUAUUGAACUCCACCCCUCAGGAAAGAACCCCUAAGAGGCGAACGCUAAGCUUCAAAGGGUGGAAAAUGGUCACCGCUUUCCAAAAACCAUCCUCCACCCAACUGAAAGAAAAGAUGAACAGCCUCUCCAACAAAAUAAGGGGCUCCAGCAAAGGGGGCAUGACCGCAGCUUAUAAAAUGGAGGUGGAGUCCGUUUCCUUAGGGAUCCCUAAUGACUUCAUGGAGGCGAUUGACUACCAAAUGUACGAUUUACCAGACUGCUGCGGGCUCAGAGAAACGGAUAUUUAAAGCCCAGGGACAACGAUUUGUUUGUUUUUAAAUGUGCAUUACAUGUGGGUAGAGGGGACGAAAACGGGAUGCAAUCAAUACGUUUGUCAGGCAGGCUGGAAAAAGCGAUCGGGUGUCAAAUGAGCCACCGGCAGGUCUUGUGAUCACCGCCCUCUAAGGUUACAGGAAUAAGGGUUUAGUAUAAGGGCAAUACUAGUGCUCUAAUGGGAUGCCAGAGUCUGAUCCGCUGUAUUGCCAGAUGAAGGAAGCAGUGGGACUGUGGGGUCUAGGGAAACGAUCUGUUUCGUCUGCUGGGGUGAUGGUGUUUCACAGCUGCUGUGCAAUUCAUGGGAAACUAGAAUGCAUCCUUCGCGAUUACAAAAAAAUGGAAAGGUCAACACCAUGAAAGCCCCAAAGCUGGCUGUAAUUCUCCUGUCUUAGUGCAUGUGACCACGUCUCCUUCCAGAGGCUGUUCCCAGCCAGGAUUCAGCGGCUGCUUAGCGACAGCUGACAGAGCUGUUCCGUUAGCUCACGGGUAAGGGCUUAUGGUGAAGGGCCCAGGGUUUGAUUCCUGCUGUCGACUCUGGGGUCUCUGAUAUAUGUGGCCACAGGUUACUACAUAUGCGUAAGAUGGGUUUAUGCCUGAACAGUCCUCCUCACUUACACGCUGAAGCAAAGGGAAGUGCGGGUCCUUUUUCUAAUCCAAAUCUGAGCUACCCUUCUCAUUUUACUUUGAGUUUGAAAAGCGCCCUGAGCCUCGCACAGCACCCACUGCCAGCACCAUCGCUAGCACAUAUUGCUCUGGGUCAGCAGUGAGGAAACACUGCCAGACAUGCUUUUGGAUAUGGGACAUAUCUGGCUCUUCUGCCACCACCUCUUCCUCUCUCUCUCUCUCAAACUAUAGGAGAGAAAUGGUGGCAGCGAAGUUCAGCUCAAGACUCAAACUUCCCCAUAGUUUGGGAUGGAGGUUUCCAUGUAGGCCCAUCUCUGAGGUUAGUAUGUCGGAGCUAAAGCCAAACAUCUCUCCAUAGAGGUUGCCGUUCCCCCUUGUAAUGCAUCAGGGUUCUUGAGCUGAGGCAGUCCAGGAUGAUAGUCAGCGCUCUUGUGCCCUUCUGAUACAAUUCCUUGCCGAGCCGGCGGCGCUCCCCAAGCUGAAACAUUCAGUGGCCCUCAGUAAUCGUCGGUUUUGUUUGCUCUUGUUGUGGCCAAAAAGGGUAGCAAUGAUUUUUUUCCCCACCAUGCAGAUCCAGAUUGAACCCACAUCCAAGAGGAUGUAGUGGCCUUCAGUGCCCUAGACUAUGUGGAGAAAGAAGAUGUGUGACCCCCCCAAAAGGGCAACAGCGGUAGCACCAACAGAGUAUGACCAGGCACAGUGUCGUGUGUUAUGCUUUGUUGUAUAUUUGCACUCAGCCAAUGAGUUGGUCAGGCCACACCCCGCUAUGUAUUUCAUGUGUCUAUUUUUUUGCAUUUGGGGCAGCUGAUAAGCCCAGUAUGCUCCACAAAGAAUGUGUGUUAAUCUUAGAAAUAGACUCAGCCCACAAUCCCUGAAUUCAGAUACCCUGGGGACUUGGGCAGAACGUGGAUCUGAGUCUAAACGUCUUCUCUCAGGUCUGUUCUCUGGUGCCAAUAAAAAUAUGGGAAAACAUGCUCCAUAGUGGAGACAUGCUGUCAAAUCCAUCCCAGGUGUAAUCCCACCCAGGUCAGUGCAGUCCCACCUGGAGCAAAUUUGGCCCAUUAAGACUAACAUGGCUUUCAUUACUGGGGUCUGACGUAUGUUUACCCAGCCGCUCUGACUAAGAUUUUGCAAGAAGCGAAACCGAGCUGCCAGGCUCACAGUGUUAGGAAAACCGGGUGUUAUGGUUUGUCCUCCUUUCUCUUUGUUUUCAA
This is a messenger RNA of Trachemys scripta elegans, 3396 nucleotides long. RefSeq names its product adrenoceptor alpha 1D (gene ADRA1D). NCBI's taxonomy places the organism in Eukaryota, Metazoa, Chordata, Testudines, Emydidae. The coding region runs from base 1 to 1530 and encodes 509 amino acids. Gene Ontology annotation, biological process: positive regulation of cytosolic calcium ion concentration; adenylate cyclase-activating adrenergic receptor signaling pathway; cell-cell signaling. Gene Ontology annotation, molecular function: alpha1-adrenergic receptor activity. Gene Ontology annotation, cellular component: membrane. The transcript has 2 exons. The record is from RefSeq and is a predicted model, not a curated record.